UCCGUCAAUAGAAAAAAUAAAGACAAAUUUUCUUCCAAGUUUUCCUCCAAAAUGAUCAAAUUUUCAUAGAAAGGUGAAACCAAAGGUUCUUCCUUCCUUCCAUAGUUCCAUUCCCGACUCCACGGCCUCUUCAAUUGCCUCCGGCUCAAACGGAAGUUGUCUGAAACUUCCCUCUCCAUUCUAUAUCUAAUGUUGGGGAUGGCGUUGUAAAGCUUUUCCUCAUUGGAGGACGUCGUGAAUUGGCAGAAUGCGGUUGUUUCCUUCGACUUCGAGAACUGGUUCUUCCAAGGAGCGUGGAAAUGGAGGAAGUAAUCAUGCUUUAUUAUAUCUUAAUGUGUAUGAUCUCACCCCAAUUAACAAUUAUCUCUACUGGUUCGGACUUGGCAUUUUCCACUCAGGCAUAGAAGCGCAUGGUUGUGAGUAUGGAUUUGGAGCACAUGAAUAUUCUAGUAGUGGAGUAUUUGAGGUAGAACCAAAAAGUUGUCCUGGUUUUGUCUUCAGGAAGUCUAUACUUAUAGGCACUACUGAUAUGUCACGUUCCGAAUUUCGAUCAUUAAUGGAGCAUAUAUCUGGAAAAUAUCAUGGGGAUUCUUACCAUUUGAUUGCUAAGAAUUGCAAUCACUUUACUGAUGAAGUUUGCACGCGCCUCACUGGGAAGCCUAUCCCUGCAUGGGUGAAUCGAUUAGCCCGAGUAGGUUCUUUCUGCAACUGUUUAUUGCCACAGAGUAUUCAGAUAACAGCAGUCAGACAUUUGCCUGAUCAUCCACUGUAUUCUGAAGAAGAUGGUACGGAUUCUAUGGUAUCAUCUAUGACAGGCGAGAGCGAUGAGGAGGAAUUGGAUCAUCAAUUGCUGAAUAUGCCGCCACCAAACGAAGAUGUAGCAUUUCUCAAGGAAAAACCUGUGAGGAUGACAACUACUCAAGAUUCUUCUCUUUAAUAUUUCUUUCAAUUCAUUUGUGAUUGGCAAUAUGUUGUCUGUUUCCUGUUUGUUUGUUUGUUUGUCAAGUGUAAGUUCAGUUGUUUUUAAUGGGAUGCAAUUAAUCCUCUAAUUAGGUUUGGUUUCAUUGAAUUGUGCUGAGAAGGUUGAAAGUGGCACACACAUUGCUUAUAUAGGAAAAUUGUUGAUAACUGUUUACAAACAUCACUACUGUUUGUUUACUUUUUGCGAGUGUAUAAAUUUCUGAUGUUGUCUUUCUGUAACAUAACUAACUUCUUUCAGGUGACUGGUUGGGU
This is a messenger RNA of Impatiens glandulifera, 1233 nucleotides long. RefSeq names its product deSI-like protein At4g17486. Gene Ontology annotation, molecular function: deubiquitinase activity. The record is from RefSeq and is a predicted model, not a curated record. Gene Ontology annotation, biological process: protein deubiquitination. NCBI's taxonomy places the organism in Eukaryota, Viridiplantae, Streptophyta, Magnoliopsida, Ericales, Balsaminaceae. The coding region runs from base 248 to 937 and encodes 229 amino acids. The transcript is spliced from 5 exons.